AUGAGUGAACAACAACCAAAUAAUAAUAAUAAUCAUAUAGAAUAUAUUGAUGUAAUGAAUGAAGAUGGUACACCAACUGGUACUAGUCUACCAAGAAGUGAAAUACAUCGAUUGGGGAUAUGGCAUAAAGUGAUCCAUGUAUGGUUGGUCGAUUGUAAUGGUGACGUAUUGAUUCAACAACGAGCUGCAAACAAAGAGUCAUUUGCAUCAAUGUGGGAUAUAUCUUGUGCCGGUCACAUUGAAGCUGGUAUGAAUAGUCGAGAUAGUGCCAUCAAAGAACUAUCCGAAGAGUUGAGUGUACAUUUAAACAAUCAAGAACAAUUAGAAUACCUCUUUACUAGUAAAAAGAAAUUUGUACUUCAUAAUGGAAAAUAUUUAGAUAAUGAAAUAGCAGAUGUAUACUUGUUGACCUAUGAUCAACCGAUUGACGUCAAAUCCUAUAAACUUCAAGUGGAGGAAGUGCAAGGUGUCAAACUCAUCAAACACUCUGAGCUACGUGACAUGGCAGAACGUAUCGAUCCUACCUUUGUCCCUCUACGACUUGAAAAUCAACCCUUUGAAGAAUGUACCUAUAAACAAUUAUUCGAUUAUAGUAUAAAGAGAGAGAUGUCGUCAGGAUACGGUGCUUUUGGUGGAUCAGGAAGAUGCUUCCCAAUAUGGUCUGAUUUUACUACUUGUAUCACCGAACAAUCAAUCGAAUUGUGCGAACCAUAUAGAACCGAUUACUUGGAAUGUUUACAUAACUUUAAAGAAUAUAAAUCUAGAGCAUCAUCAGAUUACGGAAAGGAUUCAGUCGAGAGAACCAACAGAGUAAAGGAAGCUAUUCAACAAGUACAAGACUACGAAGCAAAGGUUGGCAAAGAAUGCUAA
Cavenderia fasciculata is the source of this 870-nucleotide messenger RNA. RefSeq lists its product as uncharacterized. NCBI's taxonomy places the organism in Eukaryota, Evosea, Eumycetozoa, Acytosteliales, Cavenderiaceae. Gene Ontology annotation, molecular function: isopentenyl-diphosphate delta-isomerase activity. Gene Ontology annotation, cellular component: cytoplasm. Gene Ontology annotation, biological process: isopentenyl diphosphate biosynthetic process. The transcript is spliced from 4 exons. Bases 1 to 870 code for a protein of 289 amino acids. The record is from RefSeq and is a predicted model, not a curated record.